Molecule: messenger RNA, 1265 nt
Organism: Podarcis raffonei (Aeolian wall lizard)
Lineage: Eukaryota; Metazoa; Chordata; Lepidosauria; Squamata; Lacertidae
Product: tetraspanin-4-like
Exons: 8
Coding region: 110-829 (239 amino acids)
Cellular component (GO): membrane
Source: RefSeq, a predicted model, not a curated record
AGAGGACAAGCAACUUGGAAGAGGUCUAGGUGUCUGGGAGGGGGGCUCCCGCCCCAAAUCCGCACUCCCGCCCCAAAGUCUCCUGCCUCGAGACCAAGACACAUCCACCAUGGGGGUCAGCCGUGGCUGCUUGCUGUGCGUUAAAGUGAAGAUGUUUGUCUUCAACCUCAUCUUCUGGCUCGGCGGCUGUGGGGUGCUCGGCGUGGGCGUAUGGCUGGCUGUGACCCAGGGCCGCUUUGCCACCUUGUCGUUCUCGUUCCCGUCUCUGUCGGCAGCGGGGCUUUUCAUGGCGACUGGAGCCAUCAUCAUGGUUGUGGGCUUCCUCGGAUGCUUGGGGGCAGCCACAGAGCACCGCUGCCUCCUACUGACGUUCUUCCUGGUCCUCUCCACCCUCUUCCUCCUGGAGCUGGUUGGGUUGCUGGUUUUUGUCACCUGUAGGGACAAGUUUGAUAGAUAUGCCCAGUCCAAUCUAAAGGAAGGACUUCAGCUGUAUGAGACAGAGGGAAAUGUGGGUUUAACCAGAGCAUGGGACGUUGUGCAGAAUGAGUUUCGCUGUUGUGGGGUGCAGAACUACACAGACUGGUUUGAGGUCCGCAACAAAACGUGGGUUCCCGAGUCCUGCUGCUUGCAGCAAAGUGACAUCUGCCAAGUGGACAGCGCCAGCUGGUGGAAGGAGCCCUGUUACGAGAAGGUGAAACGCUGGCUAGGAGAGAACAUCUCAGCCAUGGGCAUCUUUGCCGCCUGCAUCAUUGUUGUCCAGGUCUUGGGCAUCGUUUUCUCCAUGCUGAUGUACUGCCAGGUGCGGCGGGCGGAGAAAUACUAUGACUGAGCCCCAUCCGAGUACAUUCUUCAUGCCUCCGUCUUUGUGGCUCAGAAGCAGCACCAAGGGGAUUCCUAGCUCCUUUAGGGCACCCACUUUCCCUUGCUUCCUCUCCCUUUCGCUUUCCUUCUUAUUUGAGAGCCUGAGGCCUUUUGCUAAAGAUCAUUCCUGCCAUUAGACUCAUGCCAUAUCUGCUGGGAGAGGAAGAUACCCCCCCUUCCUUCUGAAGGACCUCGUUUUUUGCUAAAUCUUUUAUUGUGCGUACCUCUUUUCAGGCCUAGAGUGGGAUUAUAUUUCCUUUCACCUUAGCCUACAUAAUCCCCCAUCCCACCCCUAUAUUUUACAUCGUGAUCCUGACAUCUACCCACCCUUUGCCCUUCAAUCUUGUUGCUUUUGUAUAUAACAGAACUAUACCAAGCACCAAUAAAGCAAUUAAUCCCUUUCA